Messenger RNA from Cuscuta campestris, 2033 nucleotides. The record is from the annotation of a GenBank genome assembly. Lineage: Eukaryota; Viridiplantae; Streptophyta; Magnoliopsida; Solanales; Convolvulaceae.
GCAUCCAUGGAUCUAACGAACGGGAGAGGCUAGUGAAAUUUACAUACCAUGGUUACGUAAUUGUAGACAAAAAGAAUCACAAAAAACACAAACCUGGAACCAUGAUAAAAGAUCGAGCAGCAAAGCCGCUCCCAAUUACGGCCGAAUUGGAGAUUGGCCAUCAAAAGGGCUUGUGCCCUUUGGAUCAUACCCAGAAGGUGGAGCAAAACCCUAAGCCUCAAAUGAUGAAAACUAAUGCAUGGCAGGUGGUUUCUCGAAAGAAGGGUAAGGACAAAAAGCCUGCUAGGGUCUGGAAAGUGAAGGACCGUCAUCUUUCCAUGCAAAUGGUUCCGUGGUGUGAGGGCCUUGGGGAAACCUCCAGAAAGGGAGAUCAGCAGAGUGAGGGACCUCCCCAUGAUGGGACUUUUGUUAUUGACUCCAACCUUUUGGCUGCUUUCAAUAUGGCUCAUUUGCAUGGGAGUUUGUCUCCUUCAUCAUUGGUAGUUGUUGACCCCCCCGUGGAAGUUAGUGAUGAUAGCUUGGCUAUUGUUCCUUUUGUGGAGUCUCUUGCACUCCCUGAGGAUGUUGCUACUGAGGUAGGUUACUUUGCAGAUGGUAGCUCCAUUGAUGAGGUUUAUCGAGCCUUGUCCUCGCCUGAAGGUUCUCAGAGCCCUUGUCCGGAUAAGGUCUCUUCUUCUAAAAUAUCUAAGGCGCAGGUUCUCAGAGCCCUUGUCUGGAUAAGUUUACUUGGGCUGGUAAACGGAGGAGGGGGAGAGUGUAUAGAAGGCUUGACAGAAUCCUUCUAAAUGAGGAAUGCUUGUGUAACACGCCAAUCCGCGUAACCCGAACCAACGAGCUAGCGAAUCGGGUUGUUACGAAUUUGGUAUUCACAUGCACAAUAUUUUAAAACAUUUAAUAAUAAAACAUCAAUUCACAUUUAUUUAAAAAAAACAAUUCACAAAUAAUCGAAGUAAAUAAUUCAAACGUUGCGGAAGCCUUAAAAAAUCAACAUUCAACGUUCAAGUAAUUUAAGUAAACACAUUCAACAACUAUAUUAAAUUUAAAUAAAACAGCUCUCGUCAUCCACCAGCAUCACGCCUCACUGUCCUCCAGGCUGCUCCUCGUCUAAUCCUUGAUCCCUACCUGUAAAAAUAGGGAGAGUGGAACUAUCUAACGCUAAAAUCAACUCAUAGACUAGCACCCACUAAUAUAUAAUCAAACAAUAUCAGAAGAAUUAGCAAAUAUCGUUAUCCAACAGUACCACUAAUUACCCUUUUAAUUUAGUUUAAUUCUUAUGCAUACUUAUUCUAUCUGCCUGCUAAUAUAAUCUAAUUCAUACUUACGGGAGUAAUGGAAUCCAGGUUCUCACCCAAACCCACACCCAUAACUCCAAAGCUCUCGCAAUGGAGGGGGUUGAGACCCCCACUGGCUCUCGCCAGGGGUCAAUGACCACCGUGCGCACGUUUUUAACCCUCGAGACCACCGGAUGAAUGACGUCACCCGCAUGACCUUAUUCUCUAGUUACUCUCGAUAAACCCAUCACCAUAUUAAGCAAACCUGAGUUUCUUCACGUAUUACAUUUGUUCAUAGACUUAAGUUGAUGUUCAAUGUUUAAAUUUUAAGGUCAAAGUAUGAAGAAGGCCAAAUUGAAAACAAUUUAAAGACUUGGGCCAACUUGCAAAUAACAAAACUAUAUUUUUGUUCCUUUAUUUUGUUCGUAAGCAGAAGAACAAGAACAGGUCUGCACUGCUCCAGCGACGGAACAGAGCAGCAAUCCGGCGGCAUCAAUCGGCGUCCCAGCAACUUCACAGUUUCCUCACGGCGGCCAGGCAGCAACUAGAUGACCUGAACACAGCGGCGGCGACAAGGUCCAGCGGCCCAGCAGAAUUUUUCAGUCCGUGUGUGUCAUCGCCCGAGUACGGUGGACAGCAGCAUCUCCGCCGCCGAACUGCGACACUGCAACAACGGCAGCGGCACCCCUCUGCGUCUAAUGGCGGUAGCAGGUGGCGGCGGCUGACAGCAAAACUCCACGGCAACAGAAUGCAAAGACGAAU